Molecule: messenger RNA, 2480 nt
Organism: Drosophila eugracilis
Lineage: Eukaryota; Metazoa; Arthropoda; Insecta; Diptera; Drosophilidae
Gene: Rs1
Product: probable ATP-dependent RNA helicase DDX27
Exons: 5
Coding region: 63-2408 (781 amino acids)
Molecular function (GO): nucleic acid binding; ATP binding; RNA helicase activity
Source: RefSeq, a predicted model, not a curated record
GGCCACACGUGUUUAAAUUGUAAACACGCGCUGGAAUUUUUAAUAGUUUUUAGCUGGGUAAAAUGGGUGCAACUAAGAAUCUAGACUUGAUAGGCACCAUUGAAGACGAUGCCGAGGUGGAGAACUUAUCGGAGGACUCCGAUGCCGAAGUGGAGUACCAACCCACUAAACUGAGGCACAAGAAGGUAACAGAGUUUGAAAAGGGUUUCGAGUUCGUUUCCUCUGUGAAAGAGUACAAUCAGGACACUUGGGACGAUCUCAUGAAGUAUGUGAAGAGGAAGGCGCGCACAAAGACCGACGACAAGAUCGCUGCCCGUCUGCAGAAAAGAGGUGGCGCCGACGCGGUGGCCGCUGAGCAGAGCGAUGGAAGUGAGAUAGAUCUCUCCGAGGAUGAACUAAAACAUGACAACCUUCGGCUAAGAGAGAAGAAACAGUCAAAGAACAAAAAGAAGAAGGCUGGAGAGGAAGAUGAGGAGGAGGAGGGCGAGAAGAUGCAGUUCGACGACACUAUUGAGGGAAACGAGCAGAUUACCUCAUUCUACCAGAUGAAUUUGUCGCGUCCCUUGAUGCGAGCCAUCGGUGUCCUUGGUUACAUCUAUCCCACGCCUAUCCAGGCCUCCACAAUUCCGGUUGCUCUCCUGGGUCGCGAUAUCUGUGGCUGCGCCGCCACGGGAACGGGCAAAACUGCAGCCUAUAUGUUGCCUACACUGGAACGUUUGCUCUACCGCCCUCUCAACAACAAAGCCAUCACCAGGGUACUGGUACUCGUCCCCACUCGUGAGCUGGGCGCCCAGGUUUAUCAAGUGACCAAGCAGCUAUGCCAGUUCACAAGCAUAGAUGUGGGUUUGGCCAUCGGAGGUUUGGAUGUAAAGGCCCAGGAGGCGGUACUGCGGCAGAAUCCUGACAUUGUCAUUGCCACUCCAGGUCGUCUUAUUGAUCACAUUAAAAACACUCCCAGUUUCACUUUGGAUUCCAUUGAGGUUCUUAUUCUUGACGAGGCCGAUCGUAUGCUGGACGAGUACUUCGCUGAACAGAUGAAGGAGAUCAUAAACUCUUGCUGCAAAACACGUCAGACCAUGUUAUUCUCCGCCACCAUGAGCGAGCAGGUCAAGGAUCUAGCUGCCGUAUCGUUGGACAAGCCUGUGAAGGUGUUCGUCAACAACAACCAACAGGUGGCCUUUAAUCUGCGCCAGGAAUUUAUCCGUAUUCGUGAGGAUAAAGAAGGUGAUCGGGAGCCCAUCUUGGCCAGUUUGAUUUGUCGAACUUUCCAUGAUCACUGCAUGGUGUUUGUGCAAACUAAGAAACAGGCCCACAGACUACACAUUCUUCUGGGUCUUUUGGGAGUUCGGGCUGGUGAGUUGCACGGAAAUCUCACUCAGCAGCAGCGUCUAGAGUCACUCAAAAAGUUUAAGGAGGAGCAGAUUGACGUGUUGAUCGCAACUGAUGUAGCAGCUCGUGGUCUUGAUAUCGUGGGUGUGAAGACGGUCAUAAACUUUGUGAUGCCCAUCACCACAGAGCAUUACAUUCAUCGAGUGGGUCGUACCGCUCGUGCAGGACGUGCUGGUAUUUCUGUUUCAUUGGCCGGCGAAAAGGAGCGUAAGAUUGUUAAGGAUAUUAUCAAAAAUGCUGAGAGUACUAUUAAGAAUCGUAUCAUCCCGCCGGAGAUCAUUGAGAAGUACCGAAAUAAGCUCACAAGUCUGGAACCAGAAAUUCAAAACAUUCUGGAUGAGGAACAAGCUGAACGGCAGCUAGCCAAAACGGAGCAACAGCUUUCGAAAACCGAGCGAAAGCUUCUGGGCCAGUCCAACGAAAGACGUGAUUGGUUCCAGACACGGCAGCAGCGUGAGGCAGAGAAGGAUCGACUGGCUUUGACAACCGGAGACGAGAAACCAGCUGGUGGAAAGGGCAAGGGCAAAACAGCUGGAAAGAGGAAGCGACCAGAGUAUGGAGGCGAUGGAGAAGAUGGUCCGCCGGUCAAGGAGCUCGAGGCAAAGCGAAACAAGAAGAAGAAGGAAGAACCCCGAAAGAAGACGCCCGAACAGCUGGCCAAGGAGCGAGCAAUGAAAGAGAUCGAGAAGGUGUCGCUGGUGCGAGCCAAGAUGGCCAAGCUGCGCAAGCGCCCAGGUAAACUGGGAGCUGCCACCGAAGUCCACAGAGGCGGUCCGUCUGGAGGCAAACCCAAGAAGCGCGGCAGCCAAUCGGCAUUCACUAACGAUUUGACCGAUGUCAGUCGUGGUGGGGCCUUACGUUUAAGAUCCGAGGCCAAUCGGCACAAGAAGAUGACAAAGAUCGCUGCCAAGAAGAAGGUCAGCAGCGUUAAGCUGACAAAUAAGGCAGGAAAGAAUAGAUUCAACAAGGGCAAGAACUUCGGAGGACCUCGAUUCACCAAAAAGGACAAAAAGAAGUAAAACUGCAAAAUAUAGUUGUACGCGAUGUUUAAUCGUAAACUUGUAAAAUAAAAUUUUUACUUCUUUAAGGAA